GUUGUGCGUGUGUGUGUGUGUGUGUGUGUGUGUGUGUGUGUGUGUGUGUGACUAUGCGGCAUUAGUAUUAGUAGGUUGGAGGGGCGACGCCAGAAGCUUUUGGAUGGUGGAGGAGGGAAGGAGAAGAAGAAGUGGUUGAGGAGAAGGGGGGCAAGAGGUAGGGUGUGUAUAGACCGAGAGUAGGGCACGAGCGAGGUGAGGCUGUCAUGUAUGCCAGCGUGGUCACAUCAUGCCAGGUGGACAAGCCAUCACAACAAGUGGCGCGUGUGUGUUUGGGAUGAAGGUGAGGGCCGCACUGGUGAGCCCAGCAUUUUCCUUCUCGUUGCAGCCACCGACAGCAGCCACCGACAGCAGCAGCAGCAGCAGCAACACAUGCCACGCCGAGGAACAACCCAGAUCCGCUCGUGAUCUGAUGGCACAAGUCCCAGUCAAGCCGGCAACUCAAACACAAAAGCACGCACACGCGCAAACACACAAAAACACGCAAGCCCUCACGCACAAGAAGAAGCUCGAGCGCGCUAGUGGACCAGCCAUUGAUUGAGUUGUGAGGCCCAGCACGAGCACAAGCAAGCAAAGAAGUGGCCGUUCUGUUGUUGUUGACAGUGUGGUGUGUCCGGGCGUGGCCACACACACACACACACACACACUGGCGGCGCGCAAUUUUUGGUUUGGAGUGAUUUGAGCACGUUGUUUGUUUUUUCCUGUUUGGGUGCAUUGUUGUUGCUGUUUAAGUUUUGCGCGGGAGGUGUGUUCGCAUCAGGACAGGACACUUUCGUUGUAUCUUGACGUUGCUUGUGUGCAUCAAACCAUGCGCUUGCGCAGUAAAGGCUACCUCUGGGC
This is a messenger RNA of Salpingoeca rosetta, 840 nucleotides long. RefSeq lists its product as uncharacterized. Lineage: Eukaryota; Choanoflagellata; Craspedida; Salpingoecidae. The record is from RefSeq and is a predicted model, not a curated record. The transcript has a single exon. The coding region runs from base 230 to 541 and encodes 103 amino acids.